UGAAGCCUCGUAAAAACGUGAGAAGGAAACUAGAACUUACUACGAGCGAAUCAUUACCUUCCGUAAGAAAUUUUAAUCAUGUCGAGAAAACAAUGAGUGCAAGAUCACAACGUGGAAUCCACGAUACAGCGACGACCAAACGAUUUCGUAGCCCGCGUAUCACUGUGAAAAAUCGUGUAGUAAAACCACAGAUAACGUAUGAUUAUGAUGCUGCGGUUAGCCAACCGGAUAUACCGAACUUGCUAAACAACAAGAAGAUCGGUCGUAGUACGAUGGUUAGUGGGCUUCCACUUAAAAAGAGAGCUCUAAAGAAUCGCUUAAAAGGACGAAUUAUGUCAAGCAAGAAUUUUCAGAAAAGAUCUCAGGAAUACAAGACGAAAUCGCUGGUUCAAAAAAACAAAAAGACACGAUCGCUCGAUAGUGAAAAUGCAAAUCCCACGAGAAAAACGAUUAUUUCAUCCAGUUUCUUCAAAAAAGAAGAUCAUAUCACUGAAAAAGGGAAUAUUGACAAUAAUGAUAUCGUCUACAACGAGGAUUUGACAAACUUGAGGAAGAACUUAAUAGUAGAUGGCAAAAAUAUUUCAUCCAAGGAUACAACAAAAGAGGCAAUUGGGAACGAUGAUAAUCAAAUCACUGAAGCGAAAGUGAAAGACAAGAGAUCAGACGAUUACGAAAGUGUUUCAAUGAGAUCACCAGUUCAAGUCAAACACAGUAAAAUUCCUCGCGCGAAGAUAACAACCUUUCCAGCUCAUACGUUUGACGAAUUCCAUCCGACGAAAUUGAAAACGAAGGAAUCUCCACAGUUGAAAUGUCUCAUGGCGAGCGAUGCUACUAACAAGUUUGUUACAAAAAUAAAAGAUAAUUGCUCACCGUUAUCGAUGCAUUUUUCUUACAAUAAUUAAACACCAUUUUAAAGUGCCGAGGUCACAGACAAAGAGGAAAAAAGAAGGUCAUGCUAUAAAGAACCAAAUUCUUGUAAACAAGACAUAGUUCGUUUCGAAGCACAAGACGAUACAAGUUUGGAACAAAGAAGAGACCUCGACGUUAGAAGCAGAUGAAGAAGCAGAAGACCAUGGAUUGACGACGGCAGACGAAUCCCC
This is a messenger RNA of Eufriesea mexicana, 1100 nucleotides long. RefSeq lists its product as uncharacterized. The coding region runs from base 93 to 902 and encodes 269 amino acids. The transcript is spliced from 5 exons. The record is from RefSeq and is a predicted model, not a curated record. NCBI's taxonomy places the organism in Eukaryota, Metazoa, Arthropoda, Insecta, Hymenoptera, Apidae.